This is a messenger RNA of Schistosoma turkestanicum, 2149 nucleotides long. NCBI's taxonomy places the organism in Eukaryota, Metazoa, Platyhelminthes, Trematoda, Strigeidida, Schistosomatidae. The record is from the annotation of a GenBank genome assembly.
CUAUGUGUUGCGUUUGAAAGUAUACGCUACCCGACCUCCAGUUCCGACUUAGACGACAGGAUGAUAUUACUAAUCCAAUAUAUUUCACCAGCCUUAAAAUUACAUCCGUUCAAAAUUUUGGAUCCUACGAAAGAAAUUUAAAUGUUAAAAAGUAGUUUUCCAGUGUUUUAUUAGGAGUUGGUUAUGUAUAUUCAGUCCCAACUUCUGAUAUAUAAACCAAUAUUUUACAUGUCUCACAAGUCCUCACUGGACAAUACCUGUCCUAUUAGUAACAGUUUUAUAUGUAAGCUGCUGAAAUGCUGGAAGGACUUUAGAUCUGCAUGCAGAACAUUUUGCAAUCUACCCGUUGCGGAAGAUUAUUCAGACUCUAUAAAGAAAUUUACAGAAGAUGAGUUGUCCAAAGUAAUUGGUUUGAUACUGGACCAUCUUAUGAUUUCAUCCAAAUCUAUGCUCGUAAAUUCUGAGGCGAUAAUAGCCUACUAUACUUCCAAAAGGCUACUCAAUUUGUACAAAGAUAUCAAAGGUGAAUUAGGAGAGGAUACAACAACCGAUGAGCAAAACACUUUGGUACUAAACGCUUUUAAGAAGACGUUUUUUUCUCAACUCUUUUUCAAGGUCGGUUGCGUUCUGGAUAAGGUUUUAAAAGAAGCUUCUGAAACUACUAAAGCAUUCCCAAUCUGCAUUUGCAUUGAAUUUAUUUCAGAUGCCUUACAGGACAACUCAUCGAGUCUUCUAUUACUUCAUCAUCUUAGUGAAUUAUGGAGCAAAUUAGGAAUCAUAGUAAAGAAAGUCGUUGAGCAAAUCAUGAUCAGUCAAAAUGGUAAAGCAACUAGUGAUCAAGAAGUUUUUCUUUUUGAAAUUUUACGUCUUUGGAAAUCCGCUCUAAAAGCAUGCAUGACAGUUGAUGAUAAAAAGAUGGAAAGUACACGUGAUUGUGCAUUUACUGUUUUAGUUGAUGUUAUGCAUGUCUGCCUAGUUGAAUACUUUACAAAAUAUUCGAAGUUCCUCAUGGAAUUGUCUUCAUCUGUCUGGCCACUCUAUUUUGUGCGUAUUUUACGCACCGUUUAUAAACUUGUACAUAAAUCCGAUCAUAUGUGGGUCAAUACUUUACAUUCUAUUGUUAACACACUUAUAUACGAACUGUUGUGUUCAAACUCAUAUCCACGAAGGUCUCAUAUAGAGAUCUCUAAUUCCACAGCUUUUUGUGGUUGUCUAACUGCUCACAUAGUACACACCAUAAAAGCUCAGAAAAUUACACCAGAUGAGAUAUCUCUACUUCACCCAGAUGUCUUUUUAUCUCUGCGCAUUAUUAUUCUUUGUGGUCUUGAAAGUGCUUUAAAAUUAGAUCCUAAUGAUCAACAACUGUGGUCAAUAAUAAGCUCUGUCCAUGGAUUGAUAUUGGGUAUUGAGUUGGAUGAAUCAAACACGGAACAUAGCUAUGAAAAUUCAAUCAUUACCUUAUUUUCUGAGGAUGAUGCUCAACUUUUCCGAUUAUUGGACCUAUGGAUACAAAUCGAAGACCAUAUCAGAUCCACAGAGUUGUAUCAAGAAACCUCUCUCUCUGCAGUUCCCAAUGCCCACUGGUUGUUUGCUUGUUUGGCGAAAUCUGUCGGCUUUUCGUCUUAUUUGUUCGUUGACUGGUUGGUAUCUCCUGAAACUACCUGUUUAUCUUAUUUAGUGCACUACUUGAGAAGAUUGAGCACUGAAGAUGAGCUUAUUCGCAACUCAAAUAAACUUAUUAAAAGUGAAGUAUUAGCACGUUCCUGGCCUAUACAAUCCCUUAUAAACAUGUUGAGUCAAAUUUCGAAAAGUCUUGUAACCUUGGAUCAACACAAUGGGAUCGCAUUCUGCCCUGCACCGCUUAUCAAUCGCAUCAAUCGUUCUUUAUCUGUCUUAAACAGUGUUAACUUAGCACAAAAUAUUUCAUAUAAAUCUAGUGUCUAACGCUUUUGAUUAACUUAUUACUACACGUUCAGUUUCAUAAACUUAUCAUCUGUAGUCAUUAAAAUAACCUGGGUCAACAUCUUAGAUCUAUCAGUUGUAUAAUUCUUAAGGACAAGUUAGUGAUAUGCUUGGAACUAUUACGAGUUCACUUUAGUCGGUAAACGAGAGCGAAGACAAAUGAUCCAGUGAAACGAUAGGUUAUUCU